AUGCUCGUGACGCAGAAACAAUAUCGCUCUUGCAUCGUGACCAUGGCUGGCUUCCGCUACCAGAUGACCUUCAUCGAUGAAGUCGCUGAGCCAACAGCAGAGGUCAUCCGAGCAAAGAGCUGCCCACCAGUGCUGAAGACCCCGAAGAUGACGACAGAUGCUACCAGCCUUGGUUUGAUGCAUGAACAGGAGCGGCUCGCAUUGCAGGUUUCCAAACUUCAAGAAAGGUCUCAGCUGCUCUCCACCUUCGAGGGAGCAGUCCGCCCCAAUGACACCGGCGCACGUCGCGGUGAGGCGAUUCCUUCGCUGGGAAGCUACGGCCAUCCCAAUAUUUGUCGAAGGCCAUGCAUCCUCAUGAUGCGAGGCACAUGUCAAAAGGGUGCAGAUUGUGGUUUCUGCCAUUUGGCUCACGAAGCUCGCAUUCCUUCCUUCGACAAGCAGCAACGCGACUUCUUGAAACUCCUUCCACCUGUCACCUUCUUGGAGAUGAUUUUGCCAUAUGUGCGCAAAACAGUGGAGGCGAGCGAACUUCCUGGAGCUUGUCGAGUGCUUCAGCUGCUGGAGAGUGAAAUUGUUGUCCGAGCGACGGGGGGCACCACGGUCCAAAGGACUCCACGCAAGAUUCGAUAUGUCUUGGAGCGAAUGAGUCUGGCCAAUUUGGUCAGCUUGAUUUGCUCGUUGAAGGGCUGGUUGUGGCGAGGUGCUCAAAGUGAGGAGGACAUUAUGACCUUCAUCGAUGAAGUCGCUGAGCCAGCAGCAGAGGUCAUCCGAGCGAAGAGCUGCCCACCAGUGCUGAAAAGCCCAAAAAUGACGAAAGAUGCCACCAGCCUUGAUUUGAUACAUCAACGGAAGCGGCUUGCGUUGCAGGUUUCCAAACUUCAAGAAAGGUCUCAGCUGCUCUCCACCUUCGAGGAAGCAGUCCGCCCCAAUGACACCGGCGCACGUCGCGGUGAGGCGAUUCCUUCGCUGGGAAGCUACGGCCAUCCCAAUAUUUGUCGAAGGCCAUGCAUCCUCAUGGUGCGAGGCACAUGUCAAAAGGGCGCAGAUUGUGGUUUCUGCCAUUUGGCUCACGAAGCUCGCGUUCCUUCCUUCGACAAGCAGCAACGAGACUUCUUGAAACUCCUUCCACCGGUGACCUUCUUGGAGAUGAUUUUGCCAUAUGUGCGCAAAACGGUGGAGGCGAGCGAACUUCCUGGAGCUUGUCGAGUGCUUCAGCUGCUGGAGAGUGAAAUUGUUGUCCGAGCGACAGGGGGCACCACGGUCCAAAGGACUCCGCGCAAGAUUCGAUAUGUCUUGGAGCAAAUGAGUCUGGCCAAUUUGGUCAGCUUGAUUUGCUCGACCCUCCGUGGCCGUUUUCCAAAGCUAAUAGCCAUUGAGCUCAAUAACUUACGCGAAACAGCCAAAAUUUUGGAGUCUUGA
Cladocopium goreaui is the source of this 1419-nucleotide messenger RNA. The record is from the annotation of a GenBank genome assembly. Lineage: Eukaryota; Dinophyceae; Suessiales; Symbiodiniaceae.